UUUAAUCUUCCGGUGAUUGAGUGCACAAUCUGUAAAAUAAAAUAAGGAGUCGCUGUAGCAAAUGACAAUUAUUUAUUGAUUCGCCGUAUGACACGCUCACCGACAACCGUCACUGUCGGUAGCGCACGCGCCGGUUACUUGAUUCUCUCAUAAUAAUUUCUAAUAUAAGUGUAAAUCUUAAUUUAAAAACAUAUUUUUAUAACAAAUAAAUAUAUAAAAGACUGAAAUAUUUUGAAUUAAGUGAACCUGUUAAAAACGACUGAUAAAUUAAACCUGUAAAAAUGCAGCAAAAUAAGGAAAAUGCUGAUGUGUACAUGGGACCUCGCACGGGUAUCCUAAAAGGAACUAAAAACGUAACGGUCGAGUUCCCGGCAAGCAACAAUUUAGAAAAAAAUAUUGACGACGACGACGUGAUAAAGAAGUUGUCAUGGUAUAAUUCUCCGGCGACCACGAGUAUCUUUCACUACUUCACAUUAUUUAUAUUAGGGAUAUUGACGUGGGGUCUGCUAUGGCUGACGUGGGGAGACAACUGGCGAUGGGACGGCUCGUGGUUCAGGAUAGCCGCGGUGGGCGCCGUCGCGUGGGCGAGUGGACGAGUCCUGCACGCCACCACCACUCUCCCGCCACUUCUAGGAGCCCUGCUAACAGGAAUAUUCGCUCGCAACCUGGGAAUUCUCGACAUGCGAGAUUUUACUGUGAUCGAUGUUUCUCUAAGGAGAAUCUACCCAGUGUUGAUCCUGGGUAAGGGCUCGCUGGGGUGGGACGUGAACUACAUGAGAAGACAUUGGCGACGAGUGGCGGGCCUGGGAGCGAUGCCGUGGACGGCGGAGGUCCUCACAGUUACCGUCCUCACUCGCUUCCUACUGGGCUUCCCUUGGAUAUGGGGUUUGCUACUAGGUUCAAUAUACGCGUCGGCAUCUUGUCCGGUGAUCAUGCCGUCGGUGGUGCGAGCCAGCGCAGGCGCAAGUGCGCACCGCAAUUGGCCGCAACUAGUGUGCACGGCGGGCGGCGCCGACACCGCGCUCAGCGUCGGCGUCUUUGGACUAGUGUCCAGCUUUAUGUUCAGCGAUACUGACGACGAUAUGAGAUAUGUCAGAGCUGCGUUGACAAUGUUCCUGGGCGUUAUGCUGGGCGUCGCGUGGGGCUACCUUGCCGGCCUGCUGCCGCACUCCAAGGACCGCUACCUCACCGAGAUCCGGAUACUCUUCGUGCUGCUCAGCGGACUGUUUGGGCACGUCUUCACAAUGCACUACGGAUGGGGUGGCACCGGUGCUGUAGCGGUGUUGUCUUGCAACGCGACGGCGGCGACGUUCUGGGCUCGCACCGGGUGGCGACUCAACAACAACCCUGCGUCCACGGCGUACCGAGUCCUCUGGGCCGCGGCUGAACCGCUCGUCUUCGCCUACUCGGGCACAUUUUUUGUGAUGAGUCCAGCAACAGGGCGGACCCUGCUGUACGGGCUGGCGAUCCUGGCGGCCUGUCUGACAGUCAGGCUGACAGUCGCCGCGCUCGUCUGUUGGGAUAUGAGCCUCAAGGAGAAGAUCUUCGUGUGCUGUGCGUGGACACCCAAGUCCUUUGUAGAGGCAGUCCUUGGCCCGGUGGCUAUCAACACAUUCCUGCUAUCUUCAAGUUACUCCAAACAAGAGAUGGGCUAUGCAGAUGACCUGUUGCGGCUAAUCAUUCAGGCCAUUCUAAUCACCACGCCUAUUGGCUUCCUGCUUACGCACUACCUCGGCCCGUGGCUACUGAAAGAGAAAAAAAAUAAUAUUGAUUUCGAGACGCACCGAAGAAAAUCUUCUACAAAAUCUCAAAUUGAAGAUGUAAGAUUGUAAAUAAUAAAUAUAUUUUAAAUGUGCAAUUUAACUUCUGCAAGGAUCAAAUGAAAGUCGAGGAGAGCGCGGAGCCCGGCUAUUAGGACCGAAGCUUUAAUUAAUGUAAACUUUUUUAUCUUUAGUCAGAUAGAAAAAUAAUAUUUAAAACCCGUGAUAUAAUUAUAUAAUAUAUAUAUAGCAAGAAUGAGAGAGUCAAGAGAAGUACAAAAGUCACGUCUGUGGGUAGAUGUAAUUUGAUGUAUGAUUUGAAGUUCAGUCAGUAUGUCAGUCACUUUGAAAGGUAUUAAAUUUAAAAACCAAAGGUAAAAAAUUGUAUUUGUUAAAGAUGGAAGAUAUAAUAUUAAAAGAACCCUUGAGAGUAGCAAAAUGCAAUAUCUUCAAAGCAACAAUUUCAAAGAUACUUAAGUAGGCCUCAAUAAUAUACCUUUCAAUUAAUGUUCUCGAGUAUUUUAUGCUAGAAAAAAAUGUACUAAGUAUUGAUGAAUUCUUUUUCGUAAAGGUCUUUUGUGUAAGUAGAUACCUAUUGAAUAUGAAAUUCGUAUCUGUGACGUGUAAGGACUAAGUCCAAUACUAUUUUGUAUCUAGUUUAUAUGGUAAUAAAGAUGAAUAUACUCAAAAGAA
Molecule: messenger RNA, 2453 nt
Organism: Pectinophora gossypiella (pink bollworm)
Lineage: Eukaryota; Metazoa; Arthropoda; Insecta; Lepidoptera; Gelechiidae
Product: sodium/hydrogen exchanger 9B2-like
Exons: 11
Coding region: 282-1832 (516 amino acids)
Source: RefSeq, a predicted model, not a curated record